This is a messenger RNA of Closterium sp. Naga37s-1, 678 nucleotides long. The record is from the annotation of a GenBank genome assembly. NCBI's taxonomy places the organism in Eukaryota, Viridiplantae, Streptophyta, Zygnematophyceae, Desmidiales, Closteriaceae.
AUGCCUUCUCGCCGUAGUCAUGCCUCGUACUAUCUCUCAACUCUCCUCCCAUUCCUCACGCAUCCCUCAGCCCUCCGCCCUUUCUCCCUCACCCUCGCCGCUUUUCCCCUCAGCCUCUCCACCCUUUCCUUUCUCUCCAUCCGCGACCCUCGCCACUUCACCCCUCGACAGGCCAGCGACCGGUUCAACAUGUGCAGCCAGCUGGAGCACGUGCAGCCAGCUGGAGCACGUGCAGCCGUGUCCACCACUUUCUUUUUUCCUUAUCCGCCCUUCCCCCUCACCGUCGACCCUUCCCCCUCACCCUCCGCCCUUCCCCCUCACCCUCCGCCCUUCCCCCUCACCCUCCGCCCUCCCCCCUCACCCUCCGCCCUUUCCCCCCCAACCCUCCGCCCAUCCAUCCUGCGCCAGCAUAAGCACAAGCGAGUAAUGAAAACUCACAGGGACAGCUACGGAUCGUAUGUGGGGCACCGCACCACUUAUUCCUGGCCUUCCUUGCCUCUUCUUCCACCUACUUCCUUCUCCCCGCCCUCCCCCGGGUUGCCACCAGACCGCGAUGAGGAGGGAGCCCGCCUUGCUCCCACUUCCGCCCUUGCUUGCCCACGCCUCACCUGCCCCUUUCCACGCUUUCUUGCCGUCCUGCCCUCCCCUCUUCGCCCCUCCCUGCUCCCUGUUUCCUGA